Messenger RNA from Fusarium proliferatum ET1, 2346 nucleotides. RefSeq lists its product as uncharacterized. Gene Ontology annotation, biological process: DNA-templated transcription. Gene Ontology annotation, molecular function: DNA binding; zinc ion binding. Lineage: Eukaryota; Fungi; Ascomycota; Sordariomycetes; Hypocreales; Nectriaceae. The transcript has 2 exons. Bases 1 to 2346 code for a protein of 781 amino acids. The record is from RefSeq and is a predicted model, not a curated record.
AUGUCUGUCUCGUAUGCGGCAGGUCUUAUGAAAGAUCCGACCACCUUCGGCGACAUGUCCAAUCUCACCAGAAUCACCGACAAUUUCGCUGUCGGCUCUGCCCAAAAGGAUUCAAUCGCGCAGACUUACUUCAACGACAUGAGCUGGCUCAUGCUCGAGAGAUGGAUAAACCUCAUGGCUCAAGGCGAACAGAUCGUGCUUCACAAGCCUGCGAGGCUUGCUCAAGCGUCUAGAGCCUCGGAUCAACGAGAAGCGAUGACGGGGAAUGAGAACCCGGAUCAGAUUGUGAAUGAGACAUGCAUCGAGUCGCAGUGCGAUGAUGUCGGAGAUAUCCGCCCAGUUACAUCCAUAUUUGAGUACGUGGACUUAUCAUGGUUUGAUUCUGGACUUUUGGACCUAACCGUAGGUACAUUCGGCGACAUGACCAGCUUUAAUGCUUCAGUCCCUGCUCAUGAUAAAACCGGUGAGAAUCAGAAUUCGAAAUUGACCAACAAUCAUUCUCUCGGUCCGUCAUUUGGCAACCGGUUUGGAGCCUACCGACGCUGUGCCUGGACAUCAUGGAACCCCUCUAGAUAUCAACACUCCUUUCACGGCCAGGACGUCAUCAACUUGGGCGCAGGAAGUCUUAGAGAGAGGACUACUCUUUUGAUGAAAGCCUCGACAGGACGAAUGAUCGGUAGCACGCUGGACGAUGCGUGCAGGGAUAGCCUGUUGGUCUUGGUGACCGCGAUGAAGAUAUCUCACUUCUCCAUACACUCGUUUCCGCCUGCCGAGUUACUGAAUGACCUUGUACGGUUCUUCUUCAUCCAGGAGAGCGCGUCUUUAGCAUCAUGCAUCCAUCCAGGCACAUUCUCCUGUUAUCACGCGCGGCCGGAAUUACUGCUUGGAAUUAUCGCCGCUGGUGCAGUCAUCGUCCCGGAGCGUCGGAUCCAAGUGACUGGACUCGUCAUGCACGAGAUCCUUCGCAGAGCAAUGCCACAGCUAUACGAGAGUGAUAACAGCACCACGAGAGACCUGCAGGCCCUGCAGGCGUACUUCAGGGCCCUGGAAGUCGGAGCCUGGAGCGGCCUCAAGCGGAAGACCGAGAUUGCGUGCAGCUUUAUGCAACCGGGAUACACUAUGCUGUUCCAAGCGGGAGCCUUCUCCUCACCGACUGAGCAAGAGUUGACGGGAGACCUCGGCCAAGGGGCUGAAGGUCUUGAUGCUGUUUGGAAAUCUUGGACGAUGAAGGAGUCACUAAAGCGGCUGGCGAUUCGUGCUUUCAUCCAUGAUUCUCAGGUAUCGAUGGCUUAUUUCCAGGCACCGGCGAUUAGCUAUGCCGAAUUGAACAUGGCAGUUCCAUACCCGCCCAGCGUAUGGUUUGCAGAGGGUCGUAAUGAAUGGAGACAAGAGUUGUUGCACUGUACUCGUGGAUCAAGGCGUCUCCUGCUCACCGAGGUCCUGGCUGAUGUCACAGUCCUCGAAACAUGCCGGGGACAAGCUGAUCUACCGCUCUGUUGCUUUACCGCUAUCCAUGCACUUGCCAAUCAGGUAUGGGACCUUCAACAGCAGUUCACUCUCCUCUUUUCAGCCCCCGAGACCAAAAGACGCCGAAUGGAUUCAUGGUGUAUGAACCGACAACGCGACCUGUACCAAGAUCUGAUUACCAUCCGUAUGUACUGUGAGAGACACGUCGCACACUACGAGAUUCGCCUGUUGCUGGAAUACGUCAUGAUGGUUCUUCAUGCUCCUAUGGCCCAUAUACAACGCUUUGCGGGUAGAGAGGGAGAAAACGAGGCGAGGAGAGUAGCGCCUAUCGUGAGUGAGUGGAAACGAUCAUCAGCCGCUCGAGUUGCAAUAUGGCACGCGGGCCAAGUUCUUAGAAGGGCUCGCCAGUUUCCGCCUACGACCCUGCAGAGCUUUUAUGCCGUGGCGACGUACCACGCUGCCCUUGUGCUUUGGACCUAUAGCAUACUUGGCAACCAAAGCUCAAAGCAGGGUGAGAUCGUGGUUCCUAAUGGAAUGAGUCGCAAUGGCUCAACCGAUGAAUCUUCCAUGACUCCAAUCAUGCUAGACGGAGAGGAAAAUAACGACUCACGGGCAUUCUGCAUACUAGGGCAUGGCACACCAGGUCUCAGUCAUUCUGCGUACACUGGAGUAACAAGUACUUUCUAUACGCUCGCAGAUCCCACAUUAAUCAUGCAGCUAUCGGCCGAUACUCUACGUAGCAACCUACUCUCUACAGACCACGCUCCACCGCUGUUGAUAUGCAACCUCCUCGGCCUAAUGGAAGAUCUGGGUUCUUCUUUAGGUUCCUUGAGCACUGCUCCGAGCUCACACACUGACAUUACCGGAUCCACGGGAUAG